Molecule: messenger RNA, 1698 nt
Organism: Cuscuta campestris
Lineage: Eukaryota; Viridiplantae; Streptophyta; Magnoliopsida; Solanales; Convolvulaceae
Source: the annotation of a GenBank genome assembly
CAGACCAGAGAAGGUGAAUCUGAAAAAGCAGUGACGUUUUUAGGAUCUACGCCUGCUCCAUUGAUUCCGGCGGCAACCAGCGAGCUCUUUUCCAAUUUCCAAAUCUGUCACCGCAAAUCCUAACUCAGUUUGCCUUCAUCUUGUUCUAUUAUAUCAAGAUCUUCUAUAGUUUUGUCACAUUCACCAUAAACUGAAGACAAAAAACAAAGUUCAGCCGACUUUAUGGACGUGGAUCCAGAUAAAGCCUCACCAAACCCCACAGAUACAGUAGCUGUUAGUACCAUCGAUGACCCGCUCAACAAUCCCUAUGGCUCGCUGAACGAUCAUUGUCAUGAUCUCUCCACCCUGCAGGAUCUGGCUUGCCGAGGGGCGUGGCGGUCGAUCCUGGAUAAAGUUGGGCAUGCCCGUUCUCUUUCUCUCCUCACGAAGCCCCACGAGCACCUCGUGUACCUAACCUUCAAUGUCCUUGCUCUCACUAAGCUCCGCCGCUUCUCUGACGCAAGCAACGAGUUCUCCACCGUUCUCGAAGGCGACGACUUUGAGAGCUCACAAUACUUAUACGAAACUUACCCUAACCACUAUCCCAAAUCAACUGGCUCCAUGGUCCCCUUUGCCCUCCGUUGGAUCCACGCCCAUCUUCCCUCCUCACUCGGCCAGCGCCAGCAAGCCCUCGACCGCCUCUAUUCCCUCCUCGAUUUCAUUCGUUCCAAAAAGCUAAACCCUAACCCCGAAACAAAGCCAAGAUCGAAAGUGUCGGAAGGUUUGUGGAGAAAGCGUGAGUGUUUUGUGAUGAACACGAUAAUCAGCUACCAUUUGAGUCAGAAAGAUUUCAAGGUGUGUUUGGAUCUGCUCAAGGAACUGAUUGGGAAAAGAGAAUGUGGGAAGGAUCCAUUCCUAUUGUCAAAAUUCGGGUACGUCCAGAUGCAGUAUGGGGAUGUGGAGGGGGCAAAAAAGACAUUCCAAGCGGUACAAGACAUGGUUGAGAGUGAAGAGGGUGGUGAUGUGAGGAUGAAGAACUUAGUGAGCAGGAACACGGCAUUGAUAUAUAUACUUGGAAAAGACUACGGUUCUGCAGUGAGGCAGUACGAGGAAUGCAUAGAGAGGGAUGGGGGGAUGGAUAUAGUGGCCCUAAACAAUAAGGCCCUUUGUUUGAUGUAUUUGAGGGACUUGUCGGAUGGGAUUAAGGUGUUGGAGAACGGAUUGGAGCGAGUGCCCACCUUAGCACUGAAUGAAACUGUAGUGGUGAAUCUGUGUAGUAUGUAUGAGCUGGCAUACGUUAAUCAUGUCGAUAUCAAGAGGACUCUUAAUAAUUGGAUUGCUAGGGUCGCUCCCGAUGAUUUUGACUCAGCUUGUACCCGGAUUUGAGGUAAGAAAAGUCGUGUGCUUGAGAUCAUUAUUCAUUGUCAUUGUUAAAUGUUUUUUUGUGUGCGCGCGCAUAUUUUUGGCGCACAAUUAAAGUGUAACUGUUCUAAGGGAAGAUUUUGCAUCUUUAUGUUGAAAAUCAAGGACAUAACAUGUUGGUUUUAUAGCUCUAUCAUUUCACUAGUCUCUCAUAUUUAAGUGUUCAUAAUAAGUAAUCGUCCGAAACCAUAGAUUGUUGCAAAAGAGUUUCACUUGUCAGCAACAUGUCUUGUGUCCUAAGACCAUAUUGAUUGUUGGUCCUAGGAUUUCCGCAUGUAAUAUAGGACUGUAUUAAUG